Urocitellus parryii (Arctic ground squirrel) is the source of this 553-nucleotide messenger RNA. RefSeq names its product nuclear protein 2, transcriptional regulator (gene Nupr2). The record is from RefSeq and is a predicted model, not a curated record. Gene Ontology annotation, cellular component: nucleus. Gene Ontology annotation, biological process: negative regulation of cell population proliferation; negative regulation of cell cycle; regulation of transcription by RNA polymerase II. Lineage: Eukaryota; Metazoa; Chordata; Mammalia; Rodentia; Sciuridae.
CGCUCCGCCCUCCAGGGGCCCGCAAGGGCUGGCUCCUCCGCGGCGGGGCGCGAUGGACCCAAGCCCCAAGCCUGCUCAUCUCSGCGUCCGCCGGGCCCGGCCGCCGCCAGCUGAGGCGAAGCUGCCGGUGAACUACGAGGAGGAGCUGUACGACUGCCUCGACUACCACUACCUGCGUGACUUCCCGGCCUCCGGGGCGGGGCGCAGCAAGGGCCGGACGCGGCGCGAGCAGGAACUGCGCACCAACCGGCCUGUGCCCGGCGGCCACGAGCGCAAGGUCGCGCAGAGGCUCCUCAACGGCCAGCGCAAGCGUCGCCAGCGCCAGUUGCAGCCCCGGCCKCGCACUUGCCUCGCCUAAGCGCUGGAUACUCAAAGGACCCGAUAAAAGUAUUUUCACUUAGUCCAGCUGUAACUGUGGUCCUCCAUGUUGGUCAACAGAACUUUUCGACAUCCUUAAGUUUGCCGCUUCAAUCUUUUCCUUACCAAUUGUUAAUUAAGUAACGUCCAAGUGGGUAUGCCUUUUAGAGUUUUUAAUUAAAUAGAACAGCAAGAA